UCUUUCGACAAUUUUCUUUCCUUUUCCCGAAAAGUGUCAAAAUAGAAUUUCAUUUUUUUGUCGUGUCAUUUGCAUUGUAAAAAUAUUUUGAAGACUUGAUUCAUAAAUAAGUGACAUCAAUAAUUGUUUUUCAUUAUGCGAUUUCAACUUUCACAGUUUUUUUGUUGGGACCUAGCAACAGGUGCCAAAAUCAUCGGUUCAUUGGGUGUAUUGAAGCAUUCACUUGCUAUUCUUGUAAUAUAUCUCGAUGGAAUUGACUUGUGGGUGGUUAGCAGUGAUAAGGAAACAAAUAAAAUUCCAACAAUACUCUUUACGUUUGUUGCAAUUCUAUUAAUCAUUGGCUUCGUUGUGAACGUGGUUAACAUCGUGCUUUCAUAUCGAUUGUUCAAAAUACUGGAGACUAAUCAAAUUCAAGAUUUGACAAAUUGGAUUAACGCUGAACGAAUCUCCCUGACACUCUUCGCCAUAUACUUUGCUGUGAAGAUUUUGUACGGCGAACUUGACUUCAAGCAUAUUGUUCGACUUUUAUCAUUCAUAUUCGAUAUUUACUGCUAUCUUUGCGUAAUGUCAUUGCGUGAAGAUUAUCGACAACGGGCGAGUUUAUUAGCAUCGCAAACAUAAAUAUCUACGACAAUAAAUCGUUAACUGGGAAUCAUCAUGGACUUGAACAUACAUAUUGAAACUGAGAAACAUAUUUAGGAGAAAAAAAAUCAUUUAAUCGCAAGUAUUGACUUUAAAGUAUUUGAAUUUUAAAUGUGCAAUUUAUCCCUCGUAAAGAAAUGAAAUUGAAAAUCAAAUUCAAUAAAUUUAAAACAGCUAUUUUGAUGUAAAACUUCAGAGUGGAAUUAAACUGAAAAGUGUUUUCGUUAUUUGCACCGG
This is a messenger RNA of Clunio marinus, 879 nucleotides long. NCBI's taxonomy places the organism in Eukaryota, Metazoa, Arthropoda, Insecta, Diptera, Chironomidae. The record is from the annotation of a GenBank genome assembly.